Messenger RNA from Cornus florida, 2760 nucleotides. RefSeq lists its product as uncharacterized. Lineage: Eukaryota; Viridiplantae; Streptophyta; Magnoliopsida; Cornales; Cornaceae. The record is from RefSeq and is a predicted model, not a curated record. The coding region runs from base 70 to 2520 and encodes 816 amino acids. Gene Ontology annotation, molecular function: serine-type endopeptidase activity. The transcript is spliced from 11 exons. Gene Ontology annotation, biological process: proteolysis.
ACCCAGAAGCCACUGCAACUUCAGCUUCAAUUACAGUGAAAACCCCACUCUCUAACCCUUUCCAUCUUCAUGGCUUCUUUGGCCGUCUUCCUAAACACCGGCAAGAUAUUCAAAAAGUCACCUUUGCCCUUCUCUUUACGCCUAUUCCCUUUCAAAUCCUCUUCUCUCUUCUCUUCCCUCUGCAAUGGAAACCCCUUUCCUUCACCCUCUGAAACCCCACCUGUCCCGACGAAAGUGCCAUUCACUGUCUCAGCUCAUGGGAUGACGUGGCAAGACCCCUACCAUUGGAUGUCCAACACCAACGACCCAGAUUUCAUCGACUACCUAAACCAAGAAAACUCAUAUGCCCAUGCUUUCAUGGCCGACACUCGAAAACUACAGCAAACACUGUUUUCUGAGAUGACAAGCCGGAUGCCCUCCAAGAUUUCCACUCCCCCUGAACGUUGGGGACCAUGGUUGUACUACCAAUAUAUUCCAGAGGGGAAGGAAUACCCGGUUCUGUGUAGGAGGUUAGGAACUGAGAAGAAAGGUUGGGUGAAGACUAUUGUUGAUUAUGUGAGUGAAGGUUUUGAGAAGGAAGAAAUCUUACUUGAUUGGAAUGAAAUUGCAGAACAAUAUGGAUAUGUUCAUGUGGGUACAUGUCGAGUAUCACCAGACCACAACUUCCUUGCAUACACACUUGAUAUUAAAGGAAGUGAACAGUUCAUGCUUCAAAUUAAGGACCUUAGGACUGGGAAAAUUCUUCCACAAUUACGAGUUGAUGGGGUUGUUAGCUUGGCAUGGGCUCAAGACUGUUGUACUUUGUUCUAUACACUAUCAGAUGAGAACCAGAGGCCAAACAGGUUACUAUGCACAAAAAUGGGAUCUAAUUCUGUGGAUGAUGUCCCAAUAUUUACAGAAAAUGAUUCUAGCUUUUGUUUGGACAUCACAAGCACAAAGGAUGGCAAGUUUAUAACAGUGAAUUCCAACUCUAGAACGUCAUCUGAGGAAGGAAUAUAUCUAUAUCAUUUCUGUACUGUCUAUGUGAUCGAUGCAAUCAAUCUGCAAAAUGGGUUACAAAGAUUACAUAAGCGUGUCUAUGGUGUACAGUUCUUUUUGGAACAUCACUGUGGAUAUUUUUACAUUCUUACGAAUGCUCCUUUGACCGAGGAUAAGGAGUUGUGCAGCGGAAAUUAUUCCUUGGUUAGAUGCCAAGUUGAAGAUGCACAGUUGGCUAAUUGGCAGAGGAUAAUUGUACCAAGUGAAGAUACCUGCUUACAAGAUAUGGACAUUUUUAAUGGACAUCUGGUGCUUUUCCUCAACAAAAAUGGUUCCCCGUUGAUAUGUUCCAUCAAUAUGCCUAUAGAUGUUGGUAACAAGAACCAUAUGCUGAUUGACAAUCUUAAUCCGUGGUUUUUCCCUCUGCCCCCAAAUUCAUGUAGAAUUGUUCCAGGUUCAAAUCAUGACUUCAUGAGCUCAGUAUACCGUGCAGUGCUUUCUUCUCCAGUGAUGCCUGAUGUAAUUGUUGAUUAUGACAUGUCAAGACGUACAAUUUCCAUUGUGCACCAGGAGGAGGUGCUGGGUGUUUCUGGUACUACUGGAUCAUGCUUUCUGACAUAUGAUGGAAAAACCAAUGAACUUAUAGAUACUCCAAAUGAAAAAGACCAAAAUGUCGAGAGUAAUGAAGUGCAGGGAUGGAGGGACUUUUCUGAUACAUAUUGUUGUGAAAGGAAGGAAGUCAUUUCCCAUGAUGGUGUCAGGGUUCCUCUGAUGAUCUUGUACAAUAAGAAAACACUGCAAAAGGGUCAGUCUCCCGGACUUAUACAGGGCUAUGGAGCAUAUGGGGAAGUUCUGGACAAAAGCUGGUGUGCAGACCGUUUGAGUUUGCUUGAUCGUGGUUGGGUGGUGGCAUUUGCUGAUGUGAGGGGUGGUGGUGGUGUAGAUCCUUCUUGGCAUAGAUCUGGCUGUGGAUUGUACAAGUUAAACUCCAUGCAUGAUUUUGUAUCAUGUAGCAAAUACCUGGUUAAUGAGGGCUACGUUCAUAAAGAUCAGCUUGCUGCUGUUGGAUACAGUGCAGGAUCUCUUCUAGUGGGAGCAGCCAUCAAUAUGUAUCCAGAAUUGUUUCAGGCUGCCAUUUUGAAGGUUCCAUUUUUGGAUAUAUGCAACACAUUGUUGGAUCCCAGUUUGCCUCUCACCACAUUGGACUACGAAGAAUUUGGAAAUCCUCAGAUACAAUCCGAACUGGAGUCUAUUUUGAAAUAUUCCCCUUACGAUAAUAUUGCUCAAGGAGUUUGUUAUCCUUCAAUGCUUGUGACAGCAUCAUUUCAUGACUCAAGAGUUGGAGUAUGGGAAGCAGCCAAAUGGGUAGCAAAAGUACGAGAUAGUACAUGUCCAGGUUGUUCUCAGUCAGUCAUCCUGAAGACAAAUAUGGAUGGAGGACAUUUUGGUGAAGGAGGUCGUUUUGGGCAUUGUGAGGAAACAACUUAUGAAUAUGCUUUCUUAAUGAAAGUCAUGGGGAAUAUUUUAGACCACAAGAGGUGAAUAGGUUUUGCCGUAAAUUUAAGAAUAUUGGAAGAUUUUAUUUAAGCAACUGUAAAGAGGAAACUUUCAUUCACAAGAUUUGGAGGGAUGAUCAAGCAUCUAGCUAGCUCUCCACAAAAUUGAACUUUCUCCGUCAUCUCCUCCCUGCUCUUUUCGAAAGGCUAUCUAUAAGGUAGCUUAUGGCACUGAGAAACUUUCUCCGUCAUCGUAUCAAUUGUUAGUUUGCUUUCUCCUGAUUAA